AUGGCGUUUCUUGCUCUGGUGCUGCUGCUGCUGCUGGUAGCAUUUCCGGUGCAAUUUGAGGCCCAACAGAGCUACGUAAACAACAAGCAGCUCAAAUGUAAUGAAAGCCCCAACAACACUCUGGGAUUCGUGUGCAACGCUGCCCCCUCUUGCACCUCCUACCUCACCUUCCGAUCCACCCCCACCUACAACAGCCCCGCCACCAUCGCCUACCUCCUCGCCGCCGACGCCUCCCAGAUCGCCACCGCCAACAACAUCUCCGACGUCGCCCCGCUCCCCACCGACACUCUGGUGCUGGUCCCCGUCAACUGCUCCUGCUCCGGCAAUGCCUAUUACUACCAGCACAACGCCUCCUACACCCUCAAGACCCCCGGCGAGACCUACUUCACCGUCGCCAACGACACCUACCAGUCCCUCUCCACCUGCCAGUCCCUCAUCGCUCAGAAUCCUUACAAUCUCCGCCAACUGCUCCCCAACAUGAGGCUCCUCGUUCCCCUCCGCUGCGCCUGCCCCACUCCCUCCCAGACCGCCGCCGGCUUCAAUUACCUGCUCACCUACCUCCUCCGUCAGGGAAACGACGUCAACUUCAUCGCUGCCCAGUUCGCCGCCGCCGGAGCCGACGUCCAAGCCAUCCUCCACGCUAAUAUGCUCAAUACCUCCAUCGUCUUUUUCUUCACUCCACUCCUCGUCCCCCUCAAAAUUCAGCCCACCAAGGAAAACAUCAACACCGCACCCUCUCCGCCCCCGCCUCCGCCUCCCUCCGUCCUUCCCAAUCCCACCACCCCCUCCGCUUCCCACAAGUGGGUUUUCAUCGGUGUGGGAAUCGGAGCUGCGGUUUUGGUGAUCUUGUCCUCAAUCGCUCUAGUUUGGUUAUUCCGUCGGCGCAAACCUCAUCCUCAUCCUCCGCCUGCCAAGGGAGAGGAGUCGCCGCCGCCGCCGCCGCUGUCGGAGUUAUCCCAAGGCAUCCGGAGCGCCACCAUGGAAAGUCUGAGCCUAUACAAGUUGGAAGAGUUGAACAAGGCGACGGAUUCAUUUGCAGAAUCCAAGAGAAUUGCAGGAUCGUCGGUGUACCACGGGUGGUUCAACGGCGAUGAAGCGGUGGUGAAGGUGAUGAAAGGGGAUGUUUCCGGCGAGAUCAAUACGCUGAGGCAGAUAAACCAUUCGCGCAUCAUCAGGCUGUCUGGUUACUGCGUGCACGAGGGCACCACCUAUCUGGUAUAUGAGUACGCCCAGAAUGGGUCUCUAAAGGAAUGGGUGUGGCGCCUUGAUUGGAAACAGCGCGUCCAAGUAGCCUACGACGUAGCUGACGCCUUGAAUUACCUCCACCACUUCACCAAUCCUCCCUACAUCCACAAGAAUCUCACCACCGCCAACAUCCUCCUCGACGCCAGCAUGCGGCCCAAGCUCGCCAAUUUCGGGCUGGCCCGGGCCUUGGAUUCCGACAACAUCACCACCACGAGGCAUGUGGUGGGCGAACAAGGAUACAUGGCCCCCGAAUACAUAGAGACGGGCCUCCUCACUCCCAAACUCGACGUCUUCGCCUUUGGGGUGGUCAUGCUGGAGCUCUUAUCCGGGACUGGGAAGGACCAUAAGUGGCAUGGUGAUGAUGAUUUGAGUGUAAGAGAGAAGCUGCAGGGAUUCAUGGAUCCCAAUCUCGACUACCCCUUGGACCUUGCCUACUCCAUGGCCCAGCUUGCUACCAGCUGCGUCGCUCACAAUCUCGAUGCGCGGCCCACCAUGUCUGACGUCUUCGUCCGUCUUUCCGCCCUGCGCUCGUCCUCCUUGGAUUGGGAUCCCUCGCUGGAUACAUCCUUCGGCGACUAGCUACCUAUGUCUAUCUAUCACCACACCAAUUACUACUGCUCUCUUCAAUAAUCACACUUGAGAUAUUUAUAUAUAGUUACAUGAAAACACUAGAGUUAUGUUAUGAUCAUCCAUUCCAUUAUAUUUCCUUGUGGAUCAGAUAACGAAAUGAUGAGGUCUGUUCCAACCAAUAUACAUACUUUUCAGGCCUGCCCUUGACGCACGCUCUCAUCGAUUUCUGCUGAAUUCCCGGCAGGCAUCCGCUGACCACUUCCAAGAGCGCGGGCAUGGGGAGCGACAUAUCUUUGCCGUAGUAGCAUAGUAUUUUGGGCAGAUAUAUUUUUGUUUCCUUGUGAACAUAAACUGUGGCUUGUAUAAACUCUUCCUUGGCUACUUUCAGAUCCUCAAAUAUACUGUUUGCUCUAUAAA
Salvia miltiorrhiza (redroot sage) is the source of this 2232-nucleotide messenger RNA. Its product is annotated as protein LYK5. Gene Ontology annotation, biological process: protein phosphorylation. Lineage: Eukaryota; Viridiplantae; Streptophyta; Magnoliopsida; Lamiales; Lamiaceae. Gene Ontology annotation, molecular function: ATP binding; protein kinase activity. The record is from RefSeq and is a predicted model, not a curated record. The transcript has a single exon. The coding region runs from base 1 to 1824 and encodes 607 amino acids.